AUGGAUGAGGGUUUGUCAGUGCAAGAAAGAGAAGAGAGAAAAGAUAAGAGCCUAACAUGGGGUGUGUUGGGUCAAGAAAUGAAGAGGUUAUGCUACAUAGCUGGGCCUAUGUUUGCUGUGAUGUUAUCAGAGUAUGUGUUGCAAGUAAUAUCGUUGACGAUGGUUGGUCACCUGGGUGAACUUUAUCUUUCUAGCUCAGCCAUAGCUCUCUCUCUUUGUGGUGUCACCGGUCUCAGUCUCUUGGCAAUAUGUGCAGCUGCCCCUGACUUGGCUGGAAAAGAAGAAAGCAUCACUGCACAUGGUACAACCCUCUAG
Molecule: messenger RNA, 315 nt
Organism: Ilex paraguariensis (yerba mate)
Lineage: Eukaryota; Viridiplantae; Streptophyta; Magnoliopsida; Aquifoliales; Aquifoliaceae
Source: the annotation of a GenBank genome assembly